AUGGCGUUCAACAUGGAUGAGAUGAUUAAGCAAUUUGCGGGUCUUGGCCUCGAGAGCGGUCUUCAAUCUGGAGGGCAGGGGCAAGCGCGCGUAUACCUCCAACCCGCCCAUCCUACGAUUGCCUCUAAUUUCGACAAAGACAGGUUAGCAUUAGGCUUCUAUCCCGGCUCCUACCUCGACCCCUCCGACACAGCCAUGUACGGCGCCGUUGGGUAUCCCAGGCGCCUACCAGAGACCCAACUGACAGCCAAUGCUGGCCAAGCACUUUCACGACCCCUUGUCGAACUGCCCCGCCACGAGCCUAACAAUCCUCUUCCAAGGAUUGGAGAAACCGCAGUUGGGUACACCCGUCUGGCUGGCGUCAUCUACUCGGCCAUCGGCCGGGUCAUUAAGGUAACUCAACACCCCGAGCCCGUGGUCUGGGUUCAACCAAUGACGGAGAACCAAGAUCACACAAUACUCCCGUACGAGGCUCCCCAGCUCAAAAAAUGCACCAGUUACCUGUCUUGGAACUGGAACACUGGCCCCAAUAAGCUGAAGCCGCUUCCCAACCUUGGCGACCUGGCAGAUGGACUGUGGAAGUCGCCUGCAGGGGGGCUUUUUGUGGGAAAUGGGCGUGUGGUAAAGGUAGACAACGGUCCACUUAGGAUGAUUUUCGUUGAGCCAGCUUAA
Aspergillus calidoustus is the source of this 672-nucleotide messenger RNA. The record is from the annotation of a GenBank genome assembly. Lineage: Eukaryota; Fungi; Ascomycota; Eurotiomycetes; Eurotiales; Aspergillaceae.